AAAUUAAAUAAUAAAUUAGGCUUGUGUUAAAGUGUUAACUUAAGUUUAUUAACGGUUUGGCGGUGCUGCAUUACGAACAUGCAUGAGGAUGACUUGAAAAAUCAAUUAACAAUUGCGCGCAACGAGAUAAAUAACUUGAGACAGCAAGUGCGCAACUUACAACAUGUGCAGCGCAAGGACAUUGAAACAAUAAACCGGCUGCUGCAGGAUUUUCGCUGUGAAGGCUGUGCCAGCAAAAAUGCUAAGAACAAGGACAAACGGGAAACGAUUUUACUUCAGACAACCAGCAAUAAUGACAACAAUGUGAAUGUUUGCGCUGAUGUGGCUCAGUUCAAGCCAAUCGGCGUCAUUCGCACCGCCUUUCCGGAGAAACGCGCCGUGCCACGACAAUCAAGCGUUGGCAGUCGACUGCGCAGCAGUGUCCAGCUAAGCGAUAGUGUCUUUAAUAAUCCAGAACACUCGCUGGAGGGACUGUGCGACUUCUCGCAUAUGUGGCUCAUCUAUCACUUUCAUCGCAACAACAAUCAUCCGAAGGCAAAGGUUGCUCCACCACGUUUGGGCGGAGAACGUGUUGGCGUAUUUUCUACACGUUCGCCACAUCGUCCCUGUCCCAUUGGAUUGUCGCUGGUGGAAAUCGAAAAGAUUGAAGGUGCCACUAUAAGCUUCUAUGGCACUGAUAUGGUAGAUGGCACGCCUGUGAUGGAUAUCAAGCCUUAUAUACCCUAUUACGAUGCACCGGUGCUAAGCAUUGACACUGGUCUUACUGCCGUUAUUCCAAAUGAAAACAGUGCAGACUUUUAUGAUUCACGCCAGGAACCCGACGGAGAAGAGUCCGAUCUCGAGUUAUAUGGUGCCGCAGGCUUCUCGGCCAGCAAUCCAAGCGCAGAUGGAUCAAGUGAUAAUGGGAUGCAGGCAGCUCCACUGCCACCAUUGCCCAGCGAUGUACGUGUGCCCAAUUGGGUGGUGGCCAGUCAUCGCCUGAGCGUUUACUUUAAUGAGCAUGCUGAGGUGCAGUUACGGGAGCUGCAGGUCCAUAAACAAUGCAUUGUGGACAUAUUGGAAGCUGAUCCCCGUUCCGUGUAUUUACGCACAAAAUACGGCUCACAGAUCUUCACUUUCCAACUGAGCGAGGUCACAGUUACGUGCAAGUUUGAUGACAAAGCCGGCAGUGUGACUGUCGUCCAAGUGCGACGCAACGAAAACAUCCAAGUGACUGCACUCGAUGGCGAACCACGCAAUAAUUAAUUAUUAAUGAACGCAUUUUCAACAUAAGUUUUAGACUCUGCAUUCUGUACCCUGAACUGCUUAUAGUAAAGUUAAUUAUGUGUUAUUUUAAGUAUACAAGUUGAGGAGCUUUAAGAUUUAAAACAAUUUCAAUUUGUCGGUUGCAUAUUAAAUAUACGAGGCAUUAAUAUAUAAA
This is a messenger RNA of Drosophila innubila, 1420 nucleotides long. RefSeq names its product tRNA (adenine(37)-N6)-methyltransferase. Bases 79 to 1245 code for a protein of 388 amino acids. The transcript has 4 exons. Lineage: Eukaryota; Metazoa; Arthropoda; Insecta; Diptera; Drosophilidae. The record is from RefSeq and is a predicted model, not a curated record.